Messenger RNA from Equus caballus (horse), 2746 nucleotides. It is a transcript of the gene ZNF276, whose product is annotated as zinc finger protein 276. The record is from RefSeq and is a predicted model, not a curated record. Gene Ontology annotation, biological process: regulation of transcription by RNA polymerase II. NCBI's taxonomy places the organism in Eukaryota, Metazoa, Chordata, Mammalia, Perissodactyla, Equidae. Gene Ontology annotation, cellular component: chromosome; kinetochore; nucleus. Gene Ontology annotation, molecular function: zinc ion binding; chromatin insulator sequence binding.
GAGCUGAGCGGAAAUGAGCGAGCACAGUCCAGCGGAACGGACGAGAGGCUCUGGACCGAGCAGGACCUAGCUGGGCCGAGUGGCCAGGCCCAGCGAGCCGAGCGAGGCCGAGUGUAACCGAGCUGAGCCGAGCGGGGCCGAGCGGAGCCGAGCCGGGUCGAGUGGGACCGAGCGGGGCCCGGCCGAGCCGAGCAGAGCCGAAGCGGGCCGUGCUGAGAGGAGUCAAGCGGGGCCGAGCAGGGCCGAGUGGAGCCGAGCGGGGCCGAGCUGAGCCGACCCAGGCCGAACGGGGCGGAGCGCAGGGGCGGGCUGUAUCCGCGGCCGCCGCCAUGAAGCGGGACCGGCUCGGCCGCUUCCUGUCGCCUGGGGCGGCGGGGCAGCGCGGGGGCUCGGGCGGUGGCGGCGGCCGGGCCCGGGGCCGCCCCGCCCGCGGCGGGCCGAGCGUGGACGAGGCGGCGGCCUUGGUGGCUGCGCGGCUGGGGUGGGGCCCGGCGCGGGCCUGCAGGGACGCGGGCGAGGACGGCGCCGACGAGGCAGGAACAGGCCGGGCCCUUGCCAUGGGGCACUGUCGCCUCUGCCACGGGAAGUUCUCCUCACGGAGUCUCCGCAGCAUCUCUGGCAGGGCACCUGGGGAGAGCUCAGAGAGACCACCCCCAGGGGAGCGUGUUUUCAUCAGGGACUUCCAGCGCCUGCUAGGGGUGGCAGUCCACCAGGAUCCAGCUCUGUCUCAGUUUGUCUGCAAGAACUGCCACGCUCAGUUCUACCAGUGCCAUGGCCUCCUCAAGUCCUUCCUGCAGAGAGUAAACGUCUCCCCGACGGGCCACCGGAAGCCUUAUGCAAAGGUCGGUGCCCAGCCCCCAGCAGGGGCAGAGGAGGGAGCGUGUCUGGUGGACCUGAUCACUUCGAGCCCCCAGGGCCUGCGUGGCUUGGUAGGGUGGGUGCAUGGACAUGCAGCCAGCUGUGGGGCCCUGCCCAGCCUCCAGAGGACGCUGUCCUCCGAGUACUGCGGUAUCAUCCAGGCUGUGUGGGGCUGUGACCAAGGCCAUGACUACACCAUGGACACCGACACCAGCUGCGGGGCCCUCUUGCUGGACAGCGCAUUGGCGGUCAAGUGGACGUGGGACAAGGAGACGGCCCCGUGGCUCACCCAGCAUCGAGGGUCCAACCCCACUGGGGCUGCCCCUCAGAGCUCCCAGGGCAGAGUGACCAUGGCCGGGGCCGAGACCGAGACGCUGCCCAGCGUGGACACAGCCCAGCCUCCUUUGGAUGGCAACCCUGUGGGGCCUGGGCCAGGACCCCCGCCUCAGCCAAGCCUCCCCGUGAGUGGGGCCCCAGGGCAGUUGGGUGAGAAGCAGGUUCCGUCUUCAACCUCGGAUGAUCGGGUAAAAGACGAGUUCAGUGACCUUUCUGAGGGAGAUUUCCUGAGUGAAGACGAAAAUGACAAGAAGCAAACUACCCCGUCCUCGGAUGAGUCCUUUGAGCCGUACCCAGAAAAGAAAGUCUCUGGUAAGAAGAGUGAAAGCAAAGAAGCUAAGAAGCCUGAAGAACCAAAAAUUCGAAAGAAACCUGGACCCAAACCAGGAUGGAAGAAAAAGCUGCGCUGUGAAAGGGAGGAGCUGCCCACCAUCUACAAGUGCCCUUAUCAGGGCUGCACGGCUGUGUACCGAGGAGCUGACGGCAUGAAGAAGCACAUAAAGGAGCACCAUGAGGAAGUCCGAGAGAGGCCCUGUCCCCACCCUGGCUGCAACAAGGUGUUCAUGAUUGACCGCUACCUGCAGCGCCACGUGAAGCUCAUCCACACAGAGGUGCGGAACUACAUCUGUGACGAGUGUGGACAGACCUUCAAGCAGCGGAAGCACCUUCUUGUCCACCAGAUGCGCCACUCAGGAGCCAAGCCUCUGCAGUGUGAAGUCUGUGGGUUCCAGUGCCGGCAGCGGGCGUCCCUCAAGUACCACAUGACCAAACACAAGGCUGAGACCGAGCUGGACUUCGCCUGUGACCAGUGUGGCCGGCGCUUCGAGAAGGCACACAACCUCAACGUGCAUAUGUCCAUGGUCCACCCACUGACGCAGACCCAGGACAAGGCCCUGCCCCUGCAGCCCCCACCCGGGACCACGGAGGGUCAGGCCGUGAAGCCUGAGCCCACCUGAGGGCUCACCAGCACCUGGACUCACCAGGCGGAUCUCGCCACAAACGUGCAAAGCCUUCAGGGAGUCGCCUGCCUGUGACCCAGGGAAGAGGGAGAAAGACUCAGCAGGGAGCUGCAGAGCUGAUGUUUAGAGCUGUGCACACGUGGGCAAGAGGGACGACCUCGGCACAGAAGAGGCCUUUCCUUCUUCUUCCUAUAAGUGGUCAUGAUCUACAGAAGGUGUCACCCUGGGGCCUCUGGAUGGAGGCAGCUCAGGUAGGACGUGGUGGCCAGGGACCCUCAGAGCCCAAGGUCUGAAAUAAGACAUCAAGAGAAAGGCCCAUAGCCUAGGGGUUCUCACUUCAGUGAACAAGGACUCUCCUGAGAAACCAUGUGAAAUGAAGGUUCCAGGGCCCUCCCCCAAGAGACCCUGACUCAGGAGGUCUGGGGGGAACCGGGGACCCACAGUUUAAAGCACUCUGGGGGGCUGUGCAGGCUGCUCGCUGCCCCACCCGCGGUGGGAGACGCCACCUUAGCUGAUGAGGUCUGACGUAUGUGCGGGGUCAGGUGUGAUGAGAGCAGGCCCAUCAAGGAAAAGAAAAACAGGCAAACCAGCAG